This is a messenger RNA of Dracunculus medinensis (Guinea worm), 939 nucleotides long. The record is from the annotation of a GenBank genome assembly. Lineage: Eukaryota; Metazoa; Nematoda; Chromadorea; Rhabditida; Dracunculidae.
UUGGCCCUUCUAGCUAUUUUAAAUAUUCAAAUGGUCGAUGCCGGUUGCAGAGCAUCACGGAUUUCCGAUUCUGAGCGCGCCGAGAUUCUCAACUUGCAUAACCAAUACAGAACAGCUUUGGCUACAGGCCUAGUGUCAAAUAAAAAAGCACGAAUGCCUCGAGGAAAUAACAUAAGAAAAUUGGAAUGGGAUUGUAAUUUGGAAGCAACAGCCCAGCGAUGGGCUGAAAAUUGCGUAUUUGAACAUUCAACGAAAAGUUUUCGAAACAAUGCUGGCGAAAAUCUUUAUGCGUAUUGGAGUUCAUCUGAUAUUAAAAGAAGUGGCGUAUGUUCUUCUUGUUUUACGAUUUAUUUUGAAUGUCAAUUUGAUUUCAUUAAUCAGCCUUUAAUUAAAUUGAUUUUUCAUGGCAGUGGCAAUUUUAUAAACAAAGACAUCUACGAAUCAGGUAAACCUUGUUCAAAGUGCGCGCGAUAUCCUGGCUCGAAAUGUCAGAAUAACCUUUGUGUCGGUGCUCAAAUUGUUGGUGCCGGUUGCCAAAGAUCACAGAUUUCCGAUUCUGAACGUGCUGAGAUUCUCAACUCGCAUAAUAGCUACAGAUCAACUUUGGCUGCAGGCCGGAAAAAACCAGGAUUCAACCAUCCUAUUUUUAAAAUUUUGUCUCGACUUAUUAAUUAUAUCCUUUCUUUUGCAACAGCCCAGCGAUGGGCUGAAAAUUGCGUAUUUGAACAUUCAACGAAAAGUUUUCGAAACAAUGCUGGCGAAAAUCUUUAUGCGUAUUGGCGUUCAACUACAAUUGAUCGAAGGCAUAUGAAGGCGGCAGCCACGGCUUGGUGGGAUGAAGUCAAAUUAAUGUUUACUACAACAAACUUUUCGAAUUAUGCACGAACAGCAGGAAUGAUUGGGCAUUUCACUCAGGUUUCUUUCAUAUUUAAAAAAUAG